GAUGGGGAGUUUGGGUCUGGAGUGUGGGUGGUGAUGGUCAGCUUUACUGCACAACGAUUGUGAAAAAAAAAAGUUUUUUUGAUUCUUCGGUUCAUACUUCAGACUCGUAUUUUCGUCUACUCCCCUCGUAUAUUUAUUUUUCAUCUUCAUUACCUCUUCUCUUCUCUUCCCCUCUUUUCUCUCUCUUUACAGACUCCAGACCCCAAAACAUGGGGCUGUCAUGGAGCGCUAGAAGAAGGUACAACUAUCAACCUCCUUCACAACUCAUCUCUUCUUCUUCUUCUACUUCUGUUGCUGCUGCUGCUUCAGAACCUAAUACUUCUUCAAACCCUCCUAUACUUUCUCCUCCUCCUCCUCCUACUCCUCCACCACCACCGCCGCCGCCACCACCUAACUAUGUUUUCGCUGCGAACGCCCCUUAUCCUGCACACUCAUAUCCACCCCAGAAUCCUUAUCAUACACUCCCACCACCACCACCACCACCACCUCCUCAUUUGUCAUUCUAUCAUUAUUGUGGAUAUAACCCCGGCGGAUACAGUGGGCCGUCUAAUUAUACCCCUUAUUACGAUAACCAUGUUAAUGGGUGGCAUGGAAUUCGGCCCCCCGGAGCUCCAAUGCCGCCCCCGCCUCCUCCUCCUUAUGUUGACCAUCAGAGUGCCAAAAAGAUUAGGAACGAUGUAAAUGUACACAAGGAUACGAUAAAAGUUGAGGUCGAUCAGAUGAACCCAGAUUGCCAUUUGGUUUCUUUUACUUUUGACUCUUUGGUCGACGGAAGUAUCACCAUAUUUUACUUUGCCAAGGAAGGGGCAAACUGCAGUUUUAGUGCAUUAUAUCCUGAGGCUCAUAUGCAUGUAAGAGUGCCGUUUCAGAAGGGACUGGGACAGAAAUUCCGUCAACCUCCAGGAACUGGCAUAGACCUUGGCUUUUUUGAGUUAGAUGAUCUUGCAAAACCAUCACCAAAUGAAGACACAUUCCCACUUGUUAUCUCUGCUGAAGCAUGCUUGCCACAUCAGGAUACAGAUGAACAUCUUACUCAACCUUUGCCAUUGAUAACAUCACCUCAUGCACAGAUUACUCAAGCUGUCCUAGAGAAAAACAAUAGGGGCUGUUUCCAAGUGAGAGUGAUUAGGCAGAUAUUGUGGGUUGAUGGGGUUCGCUAUGAGUUGCGUGAGCUUUAUGGAAUUGGCAACUCAGCACAAGCGGGCUUUGAUGACAAUGAUCCAGGAAAAGAGUGCGUUAUUUGCAUGACUGAGCCAAAGGAUACAGCCAUUUUACCUUGUCGACAUAUGUGUAUGUGCAGUGAAUGUGCAAAAGCAUUGAGGCUCCAAUCCAACAAGUGUCCAAUAUGUCGCCAGCCUAUUGAGGAACUCAUAGAGAUCAAGGUUAAUAAAGACGAACAGUGACAGGCUCUUCUCAUUAAAAAUUUCUGCUUGUAUGGUAUUCCUGUUUAUUAUUUAUUUUUUUUGACUGUUUUUUUUGUCUUGUUCCUAAGCAAUCAUCUUCCAGUUUUUUUGGGAGGUGGGGGGUCUCUCCCACUGUAAGAAUAACUACAUCUCAUUUUUGAAUUUCUUCUGAACUGUAACUCUGUAUAUAUUCCAAAGUGAGGGAAUUUCCUACCAAGUAUGACUAUUUCCUUGUCUUGAAAAUAGAUAGUUGCUUCUCUAGCUUGUUUA
This is a messenger RNA of Nelumbo nucifera (sacred lotus), 1673 nucleotides long. Its product is annotated as putative E3 ubiquitin-protein ligase LUL4. NCBI's taxonomy places the organism in Eukaryota, Viridiplantae, Streptophyta, Magnoliopsida, Proteales, Nelumbonaceae. Gene Ontology annotation, biological process: protein ubiquitination. The record is from RefSeq and is a predicted model, not a curated record. Gene Ontology annotation, molecular function: ubiquitin protein ligase activity.